AUGUUGACCACAGUCAUUCGGCGUACGAUGGCUACAGGUCGACAUUUUAUAGCAGUAUGUCAAAUGACAAGCGACAACGAUCUGGAGAAAAACUUCGAUAUUGCAAAAUCAAUGAUCGAGCGAGCUGGAGAAAGAAAGUGUGAAAUGGUCUUCCUGCCAGAAUGUUUUGAUUUCAUUGGAGUGAACAAAAACGAGCAGGUUGAUCUUGCGAUGACGGCCGACUGUGUAUAUAUGCAGAGAUAUAGAGAUCUCGCGAAAAAACACAAUGUCUGGUUGUCUUUAGGAGGACUUCAUCACAAAGAUCCAUCCGAUCACGCACAUCCAUGGAACACUCAUCUGAUCAUCGAUUCACAAGGAGCCACUUGUGUAGAAUAUAACAAAUUGCAUCUCUUCGAUCUGGAAAUUCCAGGGAAGGUUCGAUUGAUGGAGAGUGAAUUCAGCAAGGCUGGUAACGAGAUGGUUCCUCCAGUAGAAACUCCAGUUGGAUGUCUGGGUCUCUCGAUUUGCUACGAUGUACGGUUUCCUGAAUUAUCCCUUUGGAACCGACAGCGUGGAGCCCAGCUCCUCUCUUUCCCGAGUGCUUUCACAUUGAAUACCGGACUGGCUCACUGGGAAACUCUUCUACGUGCUCGUGCUAUUGAGAAUCAGUGUUAUGUUGUGGCUGCUGCUCAAACUGGAGCUCAUAAUCCAAAAAGACAAUCGUACGGUCAUGCAAUGGUUGUGGAUCCAUGGGGAGCUGUGGUAGCUCAAUGUUCUGAGAGAGUUGAUAUGUGCUUCGCUGAAAUUGAUCUGAGCUACGUAGCCAGCCUUCGCGAAAUGCAACCAGUCUUUUCGCAUCGCCGUUCUGAUUUGUAUACUCUUCAUGUCAAUGAGAGAAAUCAUGAAACAGAUGAUCUAAAGUUUGCCGAGUUCCCAAUCCCAGCGAGCCACAUUUUCUACAGUACUCCUCAUUCGUUUGCGUUUGUCAAUUUGAAGCCCGUUACUGAUGGGCAUGUUCUCAUCAGUCCGAAACGUGUCGUCCAGCAUCUGACUGAUUUGACUGAUGCGGAAACAGCCGACCUGUUCAUUGUGGCCAAAAAAGUUCAAGCAAUGCUUGAGAAGCAUCAUAACGUGAAGGCGUCGACAAUAUGUGUUCAAGAUGGAAAAGAAGCUGGACAGACAGUUCCUCAUGCUCAUGUUCAUAUCCUUGCUCGACGUUCUGGAGAUUUCGGUGACAAUGAAAUCUACCAAAAACUAGCAUCCCAUGACAAGGAACCGGAAAGAAAACCACGAUCAAAAGAGACGAUGGCUGAGGAAGCAGAAGUGUAUAGAAAACUCAUGUGA
Caenorhabditis briggsae is the source of this 1323-nucleotide messenger RNA. It is a transcript of the gene Cbr-nft-1, whose product is annotated as Protein CBR-NFT-1. Lineage: Eukaryota; Metazoa; Nematoda; Chromadorea; Rhabditida; Rhabditidae. The record is from RefSeq and is a predicted model, not a curated record. The transcript has 8 exons. Gene Ontology annotation, biological process: nucleobase-containing compound metabolic process. Bases 1 to 1323 code for a protein of 440 amino acids. Gene Ontology annotation, molecular function: hydrolase activity, acting on carbon-nitrogen (but not peptide) bonds, in linear amides; bis(5'-adenosyl)-triphosphatase activity.